Molecule: messenger RNA, 318 nt
Organism: Effrenium voratum
Lineage: Eukaryota; Dinophyceae; Suessiales; Symbiodiniaceae
Source: the annotation of a GenBank genome assembly
AUGAAAUGCCUUUGCCUUGGCACUUGGCACCAGAUCUUUCAGACUCGAGCGCUUGCCAAAAUGGUUCGCAAGUGCCAACUCGGUCCGAGACGGUGGCAGAUGCCUAGGCAUCCAGUUUGCAAUGUCUCAGAGAAGUCCAAAGAUGACUUGGGCCUUCUCCUGGCGGUGCGGGACAGCGCGCGUUUCUCUCACCGCUGGCUUUUCCACGGAGAGCAGCUGCCUCAUCGAAGUGCAGCGCCAUGCAGUGCGGUCAAAUCCGAGCCCAGAGCCAUGGUAGCGGUCGGGCUACAUGUGUCCUUCGUCUAUGACCUUGGUUGA